Messenger RNA from Anarrhichthys ocellatus (wolf-eel), 13738 nucleotides. It is a transcript of the gene macf1b, whose product is annotated as microtubule actin crosslinking factor 1b. Gene Ontology annotation, molecular function: structural molecule activity; microtubule binding; calcium ion binding. Gene Ontology annotation, cellular component: membrane; intermediate filament; cytoplasm. Bases 5531 to 11890 code for a protein of 2119 amino acids. The transcript has 40 exons. Lineage: Eukaryota; Metazoa; Chordata; Actinopteri; Perciformes; Anarhichadidae. Gene Ontology annotation, biological process: intermediate filament cytoskeleton organization; wound healing. The record is from RefSeq and is a predicted model, not a curated record.
AACAAUAAAAGCAUUUAUAAUAAAAACAAAAUCUACAACAUAACAGUAAGAAAAAAAAAAAUAUGAGCCUCAAAUUGGAUGUUGUCAAGCAUGAAUAUAAUAAGCAUUUGAAAUGGUAAUACCAUUCAUACCUUAUGGACCAGGCAAGCCUAAAUAUGAAAAAAGAUUCAUAAUAGACCAAGAAGUCAAAGAACAAAUCAUCACUUCACCAAAUGUGCACGUUUGCAUAAUUUGCUUAACUGUGAAGCAAGCUUAUACUAACUACAUAUUAGAAUACACUACAUCAGAUCAGGCUACUGAAUGGACUUUGUAGUGAGAAUCUUUUGUUCAACGGCUGUCUCCCAGGCGAAACAUACAUUCAUAAUUUCACCUUUAUAGAUAAAAUAUCUUUAGGUUAAUACCUGGCGGUUGACAACAUUUUAUUUUGGUCAAUGUGCUAAUUGGAUUAUUAGAGUGAGGUCACAAAACUGUCUGAAACCACAAGUGCAUCCUUGAUUUAGCUGAUGACUUCCAUACGUUUGUUUUGGAUAUGAUGCCUGCUGUUUAAUCUCUAUUUUAUUAAUAAAAUCUAAAAUAUGAACAAUCGACUAAGGUGUGCCAAGUGCUCAUACCUUGCACUAAUCAAUUCAUGGCGAAGACGAAGACAGUCAUGAGAGGCAGUAGAACAAUAAAUCCUCAUGCACCUGAGUAAUAGUAAAUUAGGAAUUACAUCUCUUCACUUUGACAGUCAGUUUAAGGUCAAACGUUCAUCCUGUUUCCCUGCCCCCCUGCUGGUGUGGCUCUUCUGGAUAAAGCUCUCUGUGUCGUAAAGGUCUCUGGUUUCUCUGGGCCUGUGGCAGAUGCUGCAUCCCAAAUACGUCUUGUACACACAAGUUGAAAACAGGCCCUGUAAGAGGGGUGAGAGAUCACAGCCUAUUAUCCUCUCCUCUCUCUGUUUCUGACAGCCCGCAAACAGCAUCCCCGCUCUCUGAUGCUGUCAUAACCUUUAGGAAAAAAGGGGGCUUGUUUUCAUUGCUGUGAAUCACCUACAAGAGGAAUGAAGGAUGCCAAGAUGGCGGUAAAGUCAAUUUGUUUAUUCUGCAGACUCAACUUUAAAUUUAAUCUUACAUCCAGCUGACUGUUUUUCUCAAGCUUGGCGUGUCAAAUUGAUUUUAAUCUUAUAACACUUCAGGAAAUCUCUCCCUUAAGAGAUAUUUUGAUUCACACACUUUAUCAGGGUUAAUGGCAAUGUGGGGCCUCUUCCUUUAUUGCCCGUGGCUUCCUGUGCUCAACAAAAAGUGUGGAUUUACGGCGGUGAAUCCUCUCUUCCUGGGAGCAGUUGAAUCAAACGCAAUGUGCUGAUGAUGAGUCGAGCUCCUCUAACCCCCAAGUGGCUAAAUCCUCUUGUCACACAUGACUGUGAUUAACAGCAUCCAGGCCCGGGCAACCCAGCGGGGAAGCCCAUCAUCCUUUCAUCCACUUUUCUUGGAAGCGACCUCUUUUGGUGAUAAAUGACUGUGUGCAUUCUCAAUGGUGCUUCUGGUUUGACCCUCAAAAGGGACCCCCCUCUUUUUGUCAUUUCUCAUGAAGAGGGCUAAUUACCAUGUUCUGUAGAGGAGCCAUUGAGGUCUUAUUUAAUUUGAAGACAGCAGAGAGGUUGAGAUAGCAGAGGAGGAGGAAAACAAGCCUGCAAAAUGAAUCUUCUUCUCUGGUCUUUUGGCACACUGGAUUUAUGAUCAAAUUUAGGCUCCCAUUGCACUCUCAUUUAGAAUCACAUUAAUUUUGGAGACUCCACUUUCUUCUACCUCCCAACCUGUGUCCACUCCAUUAAGGCAUGUAUUUUGGAAGGAUAAUGAGGGCUGCUGACAGUAGGAUGAGCUUUCUUUCUUGCCACCAGUAGCAGCUUAUUGCAUCACCGCAUAGCUCAGCAUGCCAGCUGCUCUUUAACCACAUCAGCUCUUGUCUUUUUAAGAACUGUGUGCAGGCUCUACGUGUGCACCUACCGUGAAAUGGAGAGGAGAGAUUUUUGGCAAAAUCAUUCAAUUAGUACAGAGGGAACUGGAGGUUCCUGAAAGCCGGGAUCAGGUGUCAUGGUUUGACAACAAUGCCUUCCUGGAAAAGUGGUGCCUCGUCACUGCCAGCUCCUUUUCAGAUAAAGACAGGAGGGGACGGGGAAUGCAGGCCUUACUUGCUCAUUAAACAGCUAAAGACAUUAGCUCUCCAAGUGACCUGAAGACACUAUGUCUGAGUUUGUGCAUUUUUUUUUUUUUUUUUUACAGUUAAACCGUCUGAGCUGGGUCUUGUCAGCUAACAGUGCUCAUAAUGAUAUUGAUAUAAUAAGGAUUCCCUGGUUGUUGUACUAUUGUACAUCUCCAAGACUGUGAGAUACAGGACAUCUUUAGUGGUGUGACUAAGGAGAGACUGGGAACUCUUGCAUCAGCACCGGAGUACUCAGGGGUUAAAUAACUUAACCCCACAGAGGUCAUUCUUUUCAAUUCUCUCUCUCUCUCUCUCUCUCUCUCUCUCUCUCUCUCUCUCUCUCUCUCUCUCUCUCUCAUCGGCCACAGUGACAGCCAUUUCCAGUUUUCCUUCUUUUUCGUAUUUUUUUUCAAAUCACUAUUUGCAUAAUUUAAGGCUGGAGGAGGGUCAGGGGGGGUCAGAAAUGGGACGGUAACAGAAAGGGGCUGAGGAUCGCUCUAAAUGCCUGAAGCAGCUUCAAAGUAGAAUCAACAGUCUAUUUUCACCACCAGCGCUCAUUCACUGAGGUUCCGAAUGUUAUUGAAUUAAUAGCUAUAUGGACAAUGACGUGAUAGACAGGAGCUGUGCCAGGAAAUAUUUUCAGCAGCUUUUCUCAAAUUGAAUGGAGCGCUGUGUGUGACAACUGGCAGAAAAUGUUAUUAACACCCAUAUGUAAUUAUUCAAAACUUAACCUUCACUAAACAUGGCUGAGCCUCAGCACAUCGACCUUCAACAGACUAAGAAUCUUUGGUGUAUCUUUGGUUGAACUGAACAGUAUGUGUUUAAUUCUGAAAGGCACACACCCUACAUGAAGCUCCGGCAGAAUAUACUGAACUUGAGACUUUGUUACUGGAGUUGCAUCAUGAUCCUGUGGACCAAACAAAUCAGGACUCUGCACACAUCUCAGGCUGAAUAAACCGGGUUUGCAUUGACAGGUUCAAAGACAUUUCCCCUCACAUGUAACACAGAAGGCACUUUACACUGGAGCGAGUGGUAUUGAUUAUAUGAUAUUGUAUGAGGUGAUAUAUGUACUUGCAUGGUGGAAUCCACGUAGAAAGGCACAUGAACAUUCCUCCUCAUCAUAGAAGAUAUUAUUUUUAACUGAAUACAGGCAAAUUAUGAAAUUGUAUUGUUAUUAUUAUUAUUUCAUGUAUAUUUAUGUAUUACUUGAUGCUUUGGCAUUAUUGUUCUUAUUAUAUUCAUUCGGAUAAAGUAUAUUGAAUUAUAUUAUAUAUAAAAAGAUAUAGAAAUGUGAACUAGAUGUGUUGUUUAUUGAAGAGUCAACAGUAAGGUUUGUCUUCCUUCAGAUGCGUUCUCCUUUAACUAAUCCGAACACUCGAUGAGUGACCUUGUGGAUUAGGGAGGAGGCUGAGUGGCGGGUGUCUGCAUGUGUGUGUGUGUGUGUUUACUGUCGAGACUGUGUGAGAGAGAGUGUGUGGGUGUGUGUACAUGCAUGCACGCAUUUGGUGGAUCAGUCGAUUGGUUGAUUAUUUGGUUGGCUAGAGAAAGACAGAGGGGAAGGACUAAAGAGGGCAGGAUUUGGGGCGUAAAAAACGUCUUUGUGAGACAGUCACCUGUUUGCACGUUGCACCUGCACAUUACCUCAUAUUCAAAGAGAUAUUUCUGGUGUAUUAAAACUAGUCAAUCCCACAUCACAUGUCUAAAUAAACAUCGGACAUCAUUUCAAACACCAGUUGCUGUAAUGGUAUUUGUACACAGAAUGUUUGGUGUUCUGCAUUUCAAAGGCAAAUAUUGUGACUUACUGAAGCAGGGCAUGAUAGAAUUUCACCAUAGGGGUCCUUCCUUUGCUUUCCCAUGCCAAGACUGUAUUAUUUUCCCAUUGCACUCUAUCUUUGAGUGUGUGUGUGUGUGUGUGUGUGUUUCCUUCCAGCCUCUUUGUUUAUGGAUGGGCCGGAGUUGCAGUGGCUGAAACCGAGUUGAAAAGUAAUCUGAGAUGUUUUACAGUAAUUAGUCGUCUUUGUUGCUGCUGUGGGGACUGCUGCACUGACUCUGAAUGGGGAAGGGGGGGACGGCAAAGGGGGUUGGGGGUGAAUCUGUGAGUGGGUGGGUAGCAGGGUGGGUGUGGGUCCCUUCUUUUGUAGCCUGCACUUCUCUCCCUCGCCAUCGAGAGAGGGAAUGGACUGAGGCAGCUGUCACUUAACAUGUGAAUGUUCCCGAGGGCGGCCCAGGGGUCUUUAGAAAACUCUCCCUUUUUUUUGCACCCCACUCAUCCCAUUUUUCAAGCAGAAGCAGCAUGGAGUUUCUGAGCCCCAGUCAGACCCAGAGGAGGGGCUUUGUUGGAGGAGAAGGGGCAAGAGAGUGAGGGGGAAAAAGCCUGAGGAAGGUAAAGGGGGCACUUUGCCGCCUCGCUGCCUGGUACAGGAGCAACCUGAGCAGCAGCAGCAACAGCAGCGUUGGUUAGAAUGCCACCAUUACAUGGAACUGGCUCAAUCUGACCUCCAUGUGAAAACCGCUCUUGGCUGGGAACUGUGGGAGUUCAACUGAGCCGUUGGAAUACAUUGUCUCCAUCUGGGCGCACUAUCCCAUCGGCGGCGCUAACAAGGAAGGAAUUCCUCUAUCACAGCUCCCACAACAAAGAAGAAAGGGAGAGGAGCAGAGCUGGUGGGAGGAGAAGUGAAGUGAGGGGAGGGGAGGGGAGGGGUGCGCUGUGAGGGGAGAGGAGGACAUUGUUUGCCUGUGACCGUGGGCAACGGGAAAGCAUGAGUUAUCAGGGCAUGUGUGAGUGUGUUUAGAAAGUGUGUUUAUUUGUGGGCAUGUGUGAAUGAGUGGACUUGAUUGAGUGUGCGUUUGGAGGGUGCAUGCAUGCAUGUGUGUGUGUGUGUGUGUGAGGAGCGUUCAUGUUUGGGAUGUUGGAGCUGGGAGGCCGUUCAAAGGAUGCUCAAACAAAGCUGUGUUUUUUUUUUCUCUCUUUUUUUUUUUGAAUGGUGAUUGAGGACUGGCUGGAUUCCUUUACUCAUGCUGUUUGGCUCAACUGUGCUUCAGGGUAAGUGUGGUUCAUGUGAGAUUCAAACCGCCAAAACUGUCAGUAACCCAGGAAUGGCUCAGAGAGAGAGAGAGAGAGAGAGAGAGAGUUUGAUUAUGGACUUUGUGCUAGAGGGAGCCAUGUGCCGGUGAACGAGUUAUGACUUUCUUCACUUAUUCUAAGCAAAUGCAAAAUACAAGUGCGACAGGCAAUGGCAAAGGCAGUAUCAGUUUGAAUGGAUCAUUCUGAUGUAGCUGAAGGAUCUUCCGCAUGCAUGGCCGAGGGGCCUUACCUCACCUAUUACCUCGCUAGCCUCUGGGCUGAAGGAUUAUGGGAAACCUCGUCAGCCGGCCCAGCUGCCUGGGCCAGAAGUCCAAGCAUGUGAGGUCAGACGAGGACUUCCUGAAGGAGUGCUACCAACGACGAAGAGAGCGGCAGCCCCCGGAGCAACAUGGCGAGGCCAAACCAGAAGUGCCGGUCAAAGACAAAGCAGGAGAGGAGGCACACAAGGAAGGAGAGGUGGAGAGGGACAAGGAGGCAGAGGAAAUUGAUCAUAAGAGGGAGGAGGGGGCUCAUACUCCCAUUUCUGACAAACUCCUCCGCAGCUCUCCCGCCUCCACAAUCAGGAGCACCAGUACGCUGGACAACGCCUGGCACAGCAGCCCUUCUCCGAUAAAAACAUCCCGAAAUGGGACACUAACAAGACGGACUGUGCCUCCAGAGUACACCCGUUCCCCUUUGGCUCACCCGGACAGGACCUCUGCUGAGAGGAGGGCCAGCUUCCAGAAGAGAGACUCCAGAGAAGGAAGCCCCUGGUCCUGGAAGACUCUGGCGUCACGUGAGGUCACAGAGGUGACGGAGGUGACGGAGACGGUCGUGACUGAAAUUCUGGAAGUGACAGAGUAUCCGUCUGGAGAUAAAGGAGGGGAACCCAUUGUCACCAGAACUGUUAGAGUCCUGAAUGGUGUCGCCGAGGAACUCGCUGAGCUCCAAAGUGAUGGACACUCAAGCUCAGAUCAGGAUUCCAGCCUAGAUAGAUGGAGGGGAACAAGAUCUGCCUUGGCUCUGAGGGAUGUGUCAACAGAUUCUGAGACAUUUCUCCAAAACCUGGAAGCUUUGCUCACAUGGGUCAGUGAGAUAGAGGAGCUCACAGCCAAUCAGAAACCCCCAUCCUCGGAGGUCAAAGUGGUGAAAGCACAGCUCCAAGAACAAAAGCUCCUGCAGCGCCUCCUAACAGAUCGAAGGCGUAGUAUGAACUCCAUGAUGUCGGAGGGCCCUCGACUUGUGGAGGCCCACCCAGGAGAGGAGGGGGAGCAGGAAAAAGUCAAGCUUACCACUCUCAAACAGAAGUGGGAGGCCUUACAGCUGGGGGCGGAGAAAAGGAGAGCGAGUCUUGAGCUCAUUCUGCCCAGGGCCCAGCUCUUCCAGGAAGGAGUAGACGGCCUGCAGCAAUGGCUCAUGUCAGUGGAACAGACUCUUGCUCAACUACGGAAUGCAGAGCGAGUGAUGCUGCAUCUCUCGGAGGCCACAGACAGGGCCAAGGCUGUUGUCGAAGAGAUUCAAGUCAAAACUGCUGAGCUAGGGAAAAUACAAAAGUCGGGACAUGAUCUGAUGAAAGCAAUUUCAGUUAUUUCAGAGGAGGAAGCCCAGCAGGUGCAGGAGAAGAUGGAUGCUCUGCGUAUCCGCUGCUCUGUGCUGAGUCUAAGCAGUCUGGAUGUGCUGCAGAGGCUGGAGCAGGCCCUGGAGGCCUCCAGUCGCUGUACCUCCAGCCAGGAGGACCUCCACCUGUGGCUGGGCCGCAUCGAGAGGGAGCUGCUGGGGGCGGCAGGAGUGCAGACACAUGCUGGAGAUGCAGUGCUAUGUGCAGCUGAGAGACAGAGGCUGGAACAGGCAGUGGUGAAGGAGAUGGCUUGGUUCAGAGACACAGCGCUGAGUCUUGAAAAGCUGAAAACCAUUCAUCUGAAUCCAGAGCUCAUAGCAGAACAACUCUAUGAACAGAAGAUUUUGGCAGUGGAGAUUCUCCAACACAGGUUCAACAUUGAGAAGAUGGUGAAGAUUGCUGAAAUCUUGCUGACGUACAGUGAUGAAGGAGAAACGUACGAUUUGCAGACCCCACUAGAUGCCUUACAGGAACAAUGCAACACCACCUCAGCCACCAAUUCCCACGUGGUCCUGCAGCUUGAGCACGCUCAGUCGCUUCUCCUCCAGUUCUCUGAGGGCAUCGGGGAGGUAUCGCCCUGGCUUGAAGAAACUCAAACCCUAAUUGGCCAGCUUUCCAUGAGCACAAUCAGCUACGAGGCAUUUCGGGAACAACAGGACCUCUUACAGGGUCUGAGGGAGUCUAUAGCAGAGCACAGACCCCUGAUUGCACGCUUAUGCUCUCUGGCAAAACGCUUGUCAGAACUAAACCCCAUUCAGGGGGAUGAGUUCUGUCGAAAGGCGACGGAGGCCGAGGAGCAGCAUAGAACCAUCAGAGACCGGGUCAGAGAGACUGCUAAUCUACUCGAGGAGUCAUUACCUCGAUUCACACAGCUGAAUGAGAGGAUGACCCUUAUCAGAGAGAGUCUUGACCGCCUGUGCAGUCGCAUACAGACUCACACCUCUCUUCAAGGCAUCACCCCGAGGAUCCAGGAGCAGCUGCAGGACAACAAACACACCCGGGCCGAGCUGUCCAAGCUUGAGCUGGACCUUGGCAGUGUGAAGACACAAGCAGAUGAACUGCUGGCCAACACGCAGGCCGCUGGUGAUGGAUCUGUCGGCACAGCAAUCCAAGAGCGUGUGUCCAGCCUGUCCCAGCUGUGGGACGAGACGCAUACUCAGGCCCAGGAGAGGGAAAGCUGGCUGCUCAAACUCUUGGAUCUUGCCUUGAAGUUCUGGAGCGACAUCAGCGAUGUCACGGCUGCUCUCAGUGACGCUCAGCAGGCAGUUUUGGAUCUCAAUGCUAGUCGGAGAGACUCGGAAACAAUCCGCCAGAGCCUUGAAACCAUGCAGACUCUCAGAGAGGAUAUUGACAGUUUACAGGGAGAUUUGGACACCCUUGGUGUUUUGGGAAUGGAUCUGAUGUCAGCAUGUGGCGAUACAGACAAGCCAGAUGUCACAAAGAACCUGGAUGAACUCUAUUGCACGUGGAACAACCUGAGCAAACUGUGGAACGAAAGUCACAAAAAGCUGGAGGAGUCCUUGCAGAUGGCACUACAUUAUCAAGACACUAUGCAGGGUCUUUUUGAGUGGUUGAAGUCAGCUGAGCUGAGGUCUACUGAAGAGUUUAUGGUAGGAACUGACCUGGAAUCCGUCAAAGAGCAGCUACGUGAUCUCAAGGAGUUUAAGCGAGAACUUUACCAGAAGAAGAUAGAGAUAGAAAGCCUGAACCAUCGCUUUGUGUGCCGGCUGUCUCCAGGCUCGGAGCGUCCAGGCUCCGUCUCACCGCUGUGUGACUUCAGACAGCGCUGGGACAGCUUGGAGUCAGAGACUGUCAGCAGACAACAUCAGCUGGAGUGUGCUCUGCUGGGUCUGGGUCAGUUCCAAAACACUCUUGCUGAGCUACACACAUGGCUCUCCCGAACAGCUGACCAACUCCAGGGCAGCCGGCCAAUCAGCAUUGACCUGCAGGCCUGUGAAAUAGAGCUGGCCAAACACAAGGUGUUGCGUAAUGAUGUCAUGUCCCACGUUCGCACCGUGAAGUCCCUGAACCAGGCAGGCAGGGAGCUGCUGGAGGUCGGGUCCGGGGACAGCCCGCAUGGUCUGCAGUCUCUGCUGGAGCAACUCAAUGACAGCUGGGAGUUUGUCCGCUGUGAGACUGAACGCAGGCAGCUGGAAUUAGAGAACAAACUGAGCCAGGUACAAGAUGUUACAAUGGAGAUUCAGGAUCUCCUGCAGUGGCUGGAGAACACAGAUCUGAGACUGUCCUCCUCUAAAACCGUGUGGGGUAUGCCGGACUCUGCCAGUGAAAGGCUCAGCGCACAUUUGGAGUUGUGCAACGAGAUGGAAUCAAAGCUCCACGCCUACACAGAUGUGAAGAAUGCCAUCUACAGGAUGCUGGAGAGCAGCGACGUUGUGCGGGGAUCAAGCACCGAGCACAGCUUAUCAAUUCUUGAACAGAAAUGGGCAUCCGUCUACAGCAAAGUCCAGGAGCGAAAGGCAAGGCUUACAGAAGGACUGGGUCUGGCCAAGGAGUUCCACAGUAACGUCCAGGAAAUUCUCACUAAAAUGAGCAAGUGUGAAGAGUCUAUUGGGCUUCUUCCUGCUCCCAGCUUUGUUCUGAACAAAGUUUGUUCUCAACUGCAGGAACACAGAACACUGGUAAAUGAGGUGAACGUUUACGGGGAGAAGAAGACCACCAUGGAGAGCACAGCCCGCAGACUAAUAGAACUGAGCAGGAAGGAAGACUGCGAUGUCAUUCAUAACCUAAUCAUGACCGUCCAGGAUCGUCACAAAAAGCUCCAGCAGCGCGCUUCAGAAAGAGGCAGAACGCUGGAGGAGGUCAAAAAGAAUGCGAAACAGUUUAAUGAAUCAUGGCGCCUGCUAGUGGACUGGAUGGCGGAGGUAGAACAGAUACUAGACACGCAUAAAGAGAUCGCUGUGACCCACGACGAGAUUAAACAACAGCUGACCGAACAGAAGGAGUUCCAGAAACUGCUGAGGUCAAAGAGGCCCAUGUACGACGCAACAUCGAAGAAUGGCCGCUGCCUUCAUGAAAGAGCUCAAACCGGCCACGAUCGACAACAUCUGGAGAAUCUCCUGGCUGAACUCAAAGACACAUGGGACACCAUCAGUGGCAAGUCUAUGGAGAGACAACACAAGCUGGAGGAAGCACUGCUGUUCUCAGGCAGAUUCACCGAUGCCCUCCAGGCACUGAACGACUGGCUAUACAGAGCCGAGCCCCAACUAGAUGAGGACGUUCCUGUCGGCGGAGACAAAGACAUGGUCAACAACUUGAUCGACAAACACAAGGCCUUCCAAAAGGAGUUAGGGAAGCGAGCCGGAUGCAUCAGGACCCUGAAGCGCUCCGUGAGGGAUCUGACCAGGAGCAGCACAGCCGACGCUCACUGGCUGCAGGAGCAGAUGGAUGAGCUUGAGGGGCGCUGGGAGGCUGUGUGCAAACUGUCCGUCAGCAAACAAGACAGACUGGAGGCUGCACUUCAGCAGGCUGAAAGGUUCGAUGGCCUCGUCCACUCUUUCAUGGAGCGCCUCACUGAGGCAGAGAGGAUACUGAAAUAUGGGGUGAUACCAGAGGAGGAAGAAGGCCUGCUGGCUUUCAGCAAAAAACAUGAGGAAUCAAUGGGAGCCUUGCAGAAUCAGGCGGUGGAGUUGCAGAACAUCCAGUGUCUGGGUGAGGAGAUCCUGGCCUCCUGUCACCCAGACUCCAUAAUCACCCUAAAGUCUUGGAUCAGUGUCACCAAGACCCGCUUUGAGGAGGUUCAGACCUGGGCUCAGCAGCAGGGCCAGAAGAUCCAGGCCAGCUUGGCAGCACUGGAGUCAGAGAGAGAGGAAGUCCAGAGGCUGCUGGACUGGAUCUCCUCAGCAGAUGAAGCCCUCAACCUCAGAGACCAAGAGCCUCUGUGUGAGACCACGGAGCACAACCAAGAACUGAUUGAGCAGCACACAGUAUUCAUGGAGGAGUUGAAUAAGAAGUUCCCAGAGGUUGAACAUGCCACAAAGUCCUGCAAACACAAGAGCAUUUCGAAACGGCAAUGUUCCCCCAGCAAACGGCCGCUCACAAAGAGGAGGAGCACUCUGAAACUGCAGCCUGCUGUUCCUAUUCCCCUGGAGCACCUCGACCCCCAGACCCCAAAGCUCGGUCAGCUGGUCAGUCAGUGGCAGAAACUUUGGCUCCUGGCUGUGGCGAGACAAAGCCGCCUGGAGCAACACCAGCAAACACUCAAAGAGAUGGAAGAAUUUGCGAACUUCGACUUCAAUCUUUGGCGAAAGCGUUACAUGCUGUGGAUUAGUCAUUUGAAGUCACGGAUCUUAGACGUGUUUCGCAGCAUCGACCGGGACCAGGAUGGACGCAUCAGCCAGAAGGAGUUUGUUGAUUACGUCCUCGCCUCCAAAUUUCCCACCAACUCUCUCGAGAUGAACGCAGUGGCAAACAUCUUCGACAUGAACAGUGACGGCUUCAUCGACUAUUAUGAGUUUGUGAGUGCCCUUCACCCGAGCAGAGAUCCCUACAGGAGACCGCUGGAUCCAGAUCAAAUCAACGAAGAGGUGAGUCGACAGGUAUCGCAGUGUAACUGUCCCAAGAGGUUCCAAGUGGAGCAAAUAAGUGCCAAUAGAUACAGGUUUGGAGAUUCCCAACAGUUGCGGAUGGUUCGUAUCCUGCGUAGCACGUUGAUGGUGAGGGUGGGAGGAGGCUGGACUGCUCUAGAUGAGUUCCUGGUCAAGAAUGACCCCUGCAGAGUGAAAGGCAGGACCAACCUGAAGAUCAAGGAGAAGUACUUGUCUCCUGCAGGAAGCACUUCUAAGGGUUUGACUGUCAGCAGGUCUAACUCAAGCCUCAGCCUCUACAGCAGUGCCUCCGCCCCCACCAGCCCCAUGACACGCAAGGCAUUACUUCGCAGAAGUUUCUCAGGUGACCGCUGCAUCCGUCCCAGGAGCUCCAUCGCUGCGUUGGGGUCUGACCUUCAGUUUGCCACAGCAGGGGAGGACAAUUCUCCCUCACCAUCAGACGAAGCUGAGAGGUUACCCACAUGAUUAUCUCUGCCUCUGAGAACCAUGUGUAUAUGCUGCAGUGUUGAACCAAAACACAGCCUUGGGGCCCCCAAAAAGGAGAGAUGAGCAGAAGUAACGUGAUGAAGGGGCCAACAAAAACAAUGCAUCAGUCACAUGUGAAGAGCAGACACUGACAGAAGAGUGCAGCGAAGGUCACCAGAUGUGAUGGUAAAGGGUUUGAGAAAUAUCUGUGUGACGAUCAUGUGCGGACAAUGAGGAGGUCAGCAGAUGCAAGGACCCUAUUACAUUGCAUACAGUAGUAUCUGAUUAGGAAGAGUAGAGAGGAGGAAUUCGCAAAUUUCUGCAUGGAUCAUUAUUGCAUGAUAGCCAGAGCCUUGCUUUGAAUCCGAUAUAGUUUUUUUUCACCAGCUUGUUAUUCUUUUUAUUUGUAAAGAUAAGCAAAGUAGCUGAAUCUGAGAAUAAUGUCUUGGACGGUAAUGUGGUGCAAGUGAUUUAAAAGUGACUUACACAUUUGUACAUGGUCUGUAAAGGUGUUGCGCUGUCUGACUGCCCCUACUAGCCUCCAAAAAAACCCCACAUAUACCAAAACCAUAAGUAUGUGAACGGUACAGUAUGCUGUCCUUCAACUUUGUGAUGUUAUUGUUUUUUUUAUUUCAUUCCAUGGAGAUGACAUUGUUGGCAGGGCCACACAGUUUUUUUGUCUUUUACCCUUUUUUGACACCGUGUUCUCCAAUAAUUAUGUAUUUGUAUUGUUCUUUAUUGUAAGGAUGUUUUAAACACUGGAGAUUGUUGUAAUGAUCAAUGCACUGAAGUACAACAGGUCGUUGUUGAUUUGUAGAGAUUAUUUUCUCAGGAUUGGUUUCGCCUUUGGAUGUAUGUAUUUCUAUGGAACAUGACUGUGAACGUGUAGAUCUGUUGUUUUCUUUAUAACAGUGUACUUCCUGGGAAUGUUUUGUUUAGCACAUUUUCAUAAAAAUGCACUUUUUUCUGUGUCCUACUACUGUAGAUAGGUUGUUUUACUAAUUGGAAGAUCUGUCAGUUGUCGUGACUAAGUGAAUUCAUUUUUCAUAAGAAUGCAUUGGAGGCGAUAUUUCAGUGAAAUCUACCUUUUUUUCCUUGUUAUCUCUUUCCAGGCUGUUUUACCUAAAGCGGCAUAUUUUUACAUUUCCGUCUCGAUGUUUGUCUUAUCUGACCUCCAGUCCAUUCGUAAAAAUGUGCACAACUGUCUUGAUUUUAUUACUCUACCUUCAAACAUGUAAGACAUCUGUUUCCUCCGAAGUCUCCUCGUGAUCCGGAGGAUACCAGUAUGCAUUGUUUCAGCAAAAGAUACUGAAACCCAUUUUCUCUGAGAGAGAAGCAACUGCAGCUCCACCAUCAGUCUACAGCAGAGGCUGUUCAGUGCUGCAAUGUGCCUGGCGGUCACUCUGAUUCUAUUAUAAAGCAGUUAAUACUUACACAAUAUGUUAUCAGCAGUGGAAAGUUGCUCUAUUUGUAUGUGCACCUUUGUACUCGAUAUACCUGAGGUUGAAGACAGUAACUUAUGUAUUUAAUUGCAUUUGGUCUAUGCAGUUGUCGAAAUGAUUUUUUUUAAAUGAUUUGUUUUACGUGAUGAAAUACUUUUUCCUCUUGGCCUCAGUGUGUUAAUGUUGGAGAAGGUUGAAAUUUGACUGUACUGUAGAAACACAAUAGCCAGAUUUCACUUCUAUUGCUAUGCACCCUAAUCUUUGUGUACUGUAAAUGUUUCUAUACCCAGCACUCAUUCUAAUGUCUAAUUUAGGGAAACUGUCCAUUUAAUAUCACUAAUAAUUUGAUGUCCACUUGUAUAAAAAAAAUCUUUUUGUUAGAAAAAUAAAAAAAUAUUUGCCAUGA